GAAGAACCCAGAAACUGGUUUUGUUCAUGCACAGCAGGGACUUGCAGCUCUAGCUAUUUCAUUGGCACUCAAUUUUUCUCCAGUUUUACUCACCGGAAAUGCAAUGGCGUCGGAGUUUGAUGUGAUAAACGAGGGGCCACCGAAGGAAUCUUAUGUAGUCGAUGAUGCUAAUGUGCUUAGUCGGGUCACGAAAUCUGAUCUGAAGCGGCUUUUGUCUGAUUUGGAGUCGAGGAAGAAUUUUCACAUUAAUUUUGUUACUGUUAGAAAGCUCACUAGCAAAGCUGAUGCUUUUGAGUAUGCUGAUCAAGUUCUGGAGAAAUGGUAUCCUACACUUGAAGAGGGUAGCAAUAAAGGGAUCGUCGUGCUUGUGACGAGCCAAAAAGAAGGGGCGGUCACUGGUGGACCUGCAUUCAUCGAAGCUGUCGGAGAAAAUAUUCUCGACGCUACUGUAACCGAGAACCUUCCUGUUUUGGCUACGGAAGAAAAGUACAAUGAAGCAAUUUACAGCAGUGCCAAAAGGCUAGUCGCUGCUAUUGAUGGACUUCCAGAUCCCGGUGGCCCGACGUUUAAGGACAACAAGCGGGAGUCGAAUUUUAAGUCUAGGGAAGAGACCGAAGAGAAACGAGGACAGUUCAGUCUCGUAGUUGGAGGUUUGUUGGUGAUUGCUUUUGUUGUUCCCAUGGCACAAUACUAUGCCUAUGUCUCCAAGAAAUAAAAACUAAUCUGUAUUAUAAGAUUUGUCUUUCCACUCCCUUCCCUUAGAUGAAUAAACAUGUAUAACAUGUAGUUAUACAAUUACUCAUGUUAAAUAUGGUUGACGAGAGACUUGCAAUCCAAGCAAUAGUAUAGAUUUUUGGUUCGUGUUUA
Messenger RNA from Hibiscus syriacus, 867 nucleotides. RefSeq names its product UPF0603 protein OsI_019212, chloroplastic. The transcript has 3 exons. The record is from RefSeq and is a predicted model, not a curated record. NCBI's taxonomy places the organism in Eukaryota, Viridiplantae, Streptophyta, Magnoliopsida, Malvales, Malvaceae. Bases 104 to 715 code for a protein of 203 amino acids.